UUGGGACAAGCGUGAGCUCCGACGCAGCUAUUGAGAGGUACCUCCUGCUGAUGUUCAAAAGAAGAAGGUAGUUCCACCUUCACACUGAGCCUGCCACUUGUCCAAAGGAAGACUCGUCUCACCCGGGCUCAGACAAGGAGCCUCUACUUCUUUAGAAGCAGCCUUCCAGACAACUGUCCUCAAGCAGAACAGCAGUGACUUCAACUUUUCACCUCUACUGCACCCUUCUUUCACCCUUCCCUUCCACCCUCUAUCUUUGUGUCUCAGGUGUGUGUUCGGCCUGUGAGCAGUGAUGGGGGACUGGAGUCUCCUGGGGAAUUUCCUAGAGGAGGUCCAGGAACACUCCACCUCGGUGGGGAAGGUGUGGCUCACCAUCCUCUUCAUCUUUCGCAUCCUGGUGCUGGGCACAGCGGCCGAGUCCUCGUGGGGCGACGAGCAGAGCGAUUUCCUGUGCGACACCCAGCAGCCUGGUUGCACUAAUGUAUGUUAUGACAGCGCCUUCCCCAUUGCCCACAUCCGUUACUGGGUGCUGCAGAUUGUUUUUGUCUCCACGCCAUCCCUCAUCUACAUGGGCCACGCCAUGCACACAGUGCGCCGAGAGGAGAAGCGGAGGAGGCAGGAGCAGGAAGAGAAGGAGGCAAGAGGUGAGGGUGGCGAAGACCUGGAGGGGGAGAAGAAGUACCUCCAGCAGAAGGAGAUGACAUCUGGACCUGAUGGGACUGGCCGUGUUCGUCUGAAAGGGGCGCUGCUGCAGACUUACAUCCUGAGCAUCUUGAUCCGCACUGUGAUGGAGGUGACGUUCAUUGUUGUGCAGUACCUGAUCUAUGGGGUGUUCCUCAAAGCGCUGUACCUGUGCAAGUCAUGGCCCUGCCCCAACCCAGUCAACUGCUACAUGUCCCGGCCCACAGAGAAGAAUGUCUUCAUCAUCUUCAUGCUGGUGGUGGCUGGUGUGUCUCUACUGCUCUCUGUGUUGGAGCUCUACCACCUUGGCUGGAAGAGUGCCCGAGGGUGUGUACGCAAAAAGAUGAUGCAGAAGGACAACCACAGAGCAGUGACCGUGUCCGUGUCUGCAGCUUUGGAACCAAGCAGCCCACCGCGGCCCGCAGCCGCCUGCACCCCACCUCCUGAUUUCAGCCAGUGCUUGGCGGCCCCGAGCUCCAUGAACCCCAUGACCUCCAUGGCAUCUCACCCCUUCAACACCAGGAUGGCGCUGCAGCAGAACUCAGUCAACAUGGCCACCGAGCUGCAUCACAGCUGCGACAACCUGGAGGACGAGGAAGACUUCCUGAGGAUGAGAUACGACCAGGCGCCCACGGAGCUGCCUAACAGCUGCUCCCCGUCACCUCUGAUGCACUCCGGCUACAUGAAGGACAAACGCCGCCUGAGCAAGACCAGCGGUACCAGCAGCCGGGCUCGCCAAGAUGACCUGGCAGUAUAGGCCCAUGGCCAGAAGGAGGGAGGGCCGGACCUAAAGAACCAAAGAGAAGCAACAGAAACAUCAGUUUAGCAAGAGACAAAUACGAGACUAAGUGUUAUUCCUGAAUGAAGAUUUCAGAACGCAGACUCUGGCAUUUAGUCCUGACACUUGACUAUAGAAGAUGGACCACAUUAGAAAUAUACACUGAUAUCUGUGAGUGGACCAUGUAAACUUGACGUGUGUGAGCUCUGUGAACAGUCCGUCCAAGAGCUUGAAAAACUGACAACCAAACUGCAAAAGGAAAAUAAUUUUGAAAUGAGAGCAGGGUAACACGGUGUGAUACCUGACUAUUGCACAUUUUAUGUUUUACUUAAAAAAAAAAAAAA
This is a messenger RNA of Seriola dumerili (greater amberjack), 1803 nucleotides long. RefSeq names its product gap junction protein alpha 5 (gene gja5a). The transcript has 2 exons. Gene Ontology annotation, cellular component: connexin complex. The record is from RefSeq and is a predicted model, not a curated record. Gene Ontology annotation, biological process: cell communication. The coding region runs from base 293 to 1438 and encodes 381 amino acids. Lineage: Eukaryota; Metazoa; Chordata; Actinopteri; Carangiformes; Carangidae.